Messenger RNA from Pseudophryne corroboree (corroboree frog), 2386 nucleotides. Its product is annotated as zinc finger protein OZF-like. Gene Ontology annotation, molecular function: RNA polymerase II cis-regulatory region sequence-specific DNA binding; DNA-binding transcription factor activity, RNA polymerase II-specific. The transcript is spliced from 3 exons. The coding region runs from base 434 to 1792 and encodes 452 amino acids. Gene Ontology annotation, cellular component: transcription regulator complex; PcG protein complex; chromatin. Lineage: Eukaryota; Metazoa; Chordata; Amphibia; Anura; Myobatrachidae. Gene Ontology annotation, biological process: regulation of transcription by RNA polymerase II. The record is from RefSeq and is a predicted model, not a curated record.
UAACAGAGAUACCCCAGAGAGAUGUCCCCGUCCUCUGUAUUCCCAGGACUGUACAGAGGAGAAUCACAGGAUCCCACAGGAGGAUCAGGUAGAACAUCUGUCUAAUAUUAAAACAGAAGAUACAGAGGGAGAAGAAGAGACGUAUGUGACUGUUAUAAAAGAAGAAGAUAUAGACGGAGAAGAGGAGACAUAUGUGACUGAUAUAAAGGUAGAAGAUAUAGAGGGAGAAGAGGAGACGUAUGUGACUGAUAUAAAGACAGAAGAUAUAGAGGGAGAAGAAGAGACAAAUGUGACUGAUAUAAAGGCAGAAGAUACAGAGGGAGAAGAAGAGACGUAUGUGACUGAUAUAAAGGCAGAAGAUAUAGAGGAAGAAGAAGAGACGUAUGUGACUGAUAUAAAGGCAGAAGAUACAGAGGGAGAAGAGACGUAUGUGAUGGAUAUAAAGGCCGAAGAUAUAGAGGGAGAAGAAGAGACGUAUGUGACUGAUAUAAAGGCAGAAGAUAUAGAGGGAGAAGAAGAGACAUAUGUGACUGAUAUGAAGGAAGAAGAUACAGAGGGAGAAGAAGACACGUAUGUGAGGGGUAAUCAGCAGUGUAAGGAGGAGGAGAUCCCUACAGAUAUCAGCACAGAUGGACACACAAGCAGAAAUAUCUCAGAAGGACAUCUAAUGUUAUCCCCGGAUUGUGACAUAAAAGAUAAUGACAGCAGACAGGAUUCUCCAGGAGAUAAUCCCAUUACCCCAAUUAUACAUCCAGCUCUAUCAGCUGAUCCCCCUGAUCCUGGGAAAUGUUCUCCUGAUCACUCUGAUAUUGGUGCAUCUGUUACAGCUCUGACAGUAGAUACAGUGUUUCCCUGUUCUAUAGAUGCCAAAUGUUUUACACAGAACACAAAGCCUAUUAACCCACACACAGGUAAGGCAGGUGAAAUGCCACUGAUAUGUUCUGAAUGUGGGAAAUGUUUUACACAGAAAUCACAACUUGUUACACAUCAGAGAAGUCACACAGGUGAGAAGCCAUUUCCAUGUUCUGAGUGUGGAAAAUAUUUUGCACACAAAUCACAUCUUGUUAUACAUAACAGAAGACACACAGGUGAGAAGCCAUUUUCUUGCUCUGAUUGUGGUAAAUGUUUUACACAGAAAUCACAACUUGUUAGACAUCAGAGAAGUCACACAGGUGAGAAGGGAUUUCCAUGUUCUGAGUGUGGUAAAUGUUUUGCACACAAAUCAGAUCUUGUUAGACAUAACAGAAGUCACACAGGUGAGAAGCCAUUUUCUUGCUCUGAGUGUGGAAAAUAUUUUGCACACAAAUCACAUCUUGUUAUACAUAACAGAAGACACACAGGUGAGAAGCCAUUUUCUUGCUCUGAGUGUGGGAAAUGUUUUGCACUGAAAUCAGAUCUUGUUAGACAUCACAGAAGUCACACAGGUGAGAAGCCAUUUCCAUGUUCUGAGUGUGGGAAAUGUUUUACACAGAAAUCACAACUUGUUACACAUCACAGAAGUCACACAGGUGAAAAGGCAUUUCCAUGUUCUGAGUGUGGGAAAUGUUUUGCACACAAAUCAGAUCUUGUUAUACAUCACAGAAGUCACACAGGUGAGAAGCUGUUUUCUUGCUCUGAGUGUGGGAAAUGUUGUGUAAGUAAAUCACAUCUUGUUAUACAUCAGAGAAGUCACACAGGUGAGAAGCUGUUUUCUUGCUCUGAGUGCAGGAAAUGUUUUGCACAUAAAUCACAUCUUGUUAGACAUCAGCGAACUCACACAGGUGAGAAGCCAUUUCUAUAUUCUGAGAAAUAAAUCAGCUCUUGUUACACACAAUAGACAUCACUCAGGUGAGGAACCAUUUUAAUCUUCUGGAGUAUAGUUAUCAUUGCCAUGCAUUGUUCUUCAAGGUUCUUAUCCUAUCUCCUAUGCUUUUUGCAAUGUACAUGUUACCACUGAGUGAAAUAAUCAGAUGUCAUGUCCUCAUCUACCACUGCUAUGCAGAUGACUUGUCUUUUGCUCCGGGUACUGAGAACCAAGUACCAAUCCUAAAUGGUUGUCUAGCUGAGCUAUAGGUAUGGGUGAUGCCAGUUGGCUGUGACAGUCCUGGCGAAAUAGGUCCUUAAGAUAGAAGCUAGAGUUACAAAAUGCUGAUCCUGUAUGGAAUCUUGGUGUCCUGAAAGGUGGAGUGACACUUAUAGGCCCUACACACUUGGCGAUUUUCUGAAAGAUAUGAACGAUCUCGUUCAUAAAUGAACGAGAUCUCGUUCAUAUCUUUCAGUGUGGAGACUUAAGUGAUGAACGAUGCGCGUCCCCGCGCUCGUUCAUCGCUGGUCUCCCGUCGGCUGUGCAUGCAGGCCAAUAUGGACGAUCUCGUCCAUAUUUGCCUGCACUUCAAUGCAGCCGGGU